Messenger RNA from Bufo gargarizans (Asiatic toad), 2182 nucleotides. It is a transcript of the gene ATP2C2, whose product is annotated as ATPase secretory pathway Ca2+ transporting 2. The coding region runs from base 1 to 2163 and encodes 720 amino acids. Gene Ontology annotation, cellular component: plasma membrane; Golgi membrane; endoplasmic reticulum. Gene Ontology annotation, biological process: calcium ion transmembrane transport; intracellular calcium ion homeostasis; manganese ion transport. The transcript has 19 exons. NCBI's taxonomy places the organism in Eukaryota, Metazoa, Chordata, Amphibia, Anura, Bufonidae. The record is from RefSeq and is a predicted model, not a curated record. Gene Ontology annotation, molecular function: P-type calcium transporter activity; ATP hydrolysis activity; ATP binding.
AUGAGGAGCAGCUCUCCCCGUCCUCCUCCUCCUUCUCCGGGCAUGGCUUCCUCCUCCUGUCCCCAGUGCUCGGGCUGCGGGAUGGGCCGGCACCUGCUGGAGGAGGGCGGGGCUGCGCUCACCUGUCCCAGGUACAGUCCGGAGACCCCCGCCCCUCUCCCGCCGGACCCGCCGCGCGUCUCCCCGGGGAACAUGGGGGGGAAGCGGCUGCAGCGCCUGAUGCACAAUGUGCGCCGCCUGCCACAUAGAUACCAUCUGCUGGGGGGCAGCGAGCUGAAGGCGGAGGCGGAUGAUCAGUGUGAGCUGAAAUCAGUGGGACAAGAAGAUGACAUCAUCCCGUUACCUGCCAAGGAAGCGAGCCGGCUGGAUGAGAGCGAGCUCAUUAAGUUCUUACAUGUGGAUGUGAACAGCGGCCUGUCCGAGGGCUCCGUGCUCCAGCGCCGGGGGAAACAUGGCUGGAACGAGUUUCAGGUGGAUAAUUCGGAUCCCAUCUGGAAGAAAUACCUGGGACAGUUCACAAAUCCGCUCAUCCUGCUGCUGCUGGGCUCUGCGCUGGUCAGCGUCGUGACCAAGGAGUACGAGGACGCCGUCAGCAUCACAGUGGCGAUAUUAAUCGUGGUCACCGUGGCUUUCGUGCAGGAAUAUCGCUCAGAAAAAUCUCUUGAGGAGUUAAACAAACUGGUGCCCCCCGAAUGUAACUGUGUCCGUAAUGGGAAGCUGCAGCAUCUACUUGCUCGAGAACUGGUCCCUGGAGAUGUGGUGUGUCUGACAGUCGGCGACCGGGUCCCUGCAGACAUCAGACUAAUUGAGACGACGGAUCUGUUAGUGGAUGAGUCCAGUUUUACUGGUGAGACAGAACCAUGCAGCAAAAUCCACGGAUCGGUGGACGAAGCAAGCGGCCUGACAACACUGAGCAACAUUGUCUUCAUGGGCACGCUGGUCCGAUACGGAAAAGGAAAGGGAAUCGUCAUUUGUGUGGGAGAGAAGUCGCAGUUCGGAGAAGUCUUCAAGAUGAUGCAGGCAGAGGAGACUCCUAAAACACCUCUGCAGAAAAGUAUGGACAAGCUGGGGAAGCAACUGUCCCUCUUCUCAUUUGGAAUAAUAGGGCUCAUCAUGCUGAUUGGCUGGCUGCAGGGGAAGCCUCUGCUCAGCAUGUUCACCAUUGGAGUCAGUCUUGCCGUGGCCGCUAUUCCAGAAGGUCUCCCCAUUGUGGUGACAGUGACGCUGGCCCUUGGGGUAAUGAGAAUGGCCAAGAAGCGGGUGAUCGUCAAGAAGCUGCCCAUAGUGGAGACGCUGGGUUGCUGCAAUGUCAUUUGCUCCGACAAGACUGGCACUCUGACCGCCAACGAGAUGACAGCCACCAGAUUAGUCACGUCGGACGGGCUGCACGCGGAGAUCACCGGUGUUGGCUACGAUGGAAAAGGAUCCGUCAACUUACUGCCGUCCAAUGAUGAGCUCCGAGAAUUCUCCAACGUCUCUGUAGGAAAACUGGUGGAGGCCGGCUGUGUGGCCAACAACGCUAUCAUCCGUGCAGACAGUCUCAUGGGUCAACCAACAGAGGGCGCCCUACUAGUCCUGGCAAUGAAGGUAGGCUCAUCCAUGUGUGGUCACAGAUCAGCAGCGCCUCCGGUAUCGCCGCUCAAGUUCCCGCGGUUCAGUUUGGGGGUGGAGCCUGUGGAUAAAGAUGCCAUCAAGCAGCCCCCCAGGAAUGCCAAGGAAGCGAUCCUUAGCAAAGCCUUACUCCUGAAGAUCCUGCUCUCGGCCGCCAUCAUCAUCAGCGGGACGCUCUUUGUCUUCUGGAAAGAGAUUCCGGAUGGGAAAGUGACUCCCAGAACCACGACGAUGACCUUCACGUGUUUCGUGUUUUUUGACAUGUUCAACGCCUUGUCCUGCCGGUCGCUGAAUAAAACAAUCUUUGAGAUCGGCAUCUUCAGGAACCGGAUGUUCUGGCUGUCCGUGGUCGGCUCCAUCCUGGGUCAAAUGGCCGUAAUCUACAUCCCCCCCCUGCAGAAAGUGUUCCUGACACAGAACCUACAUGCACUGGACCUGCUCUUCCUCACCGGUCUGGCGUCCUCCGUCUUCGUGGUGUCGGAGCUGAUUAAACUCUGCGAGCAGUGCUGCUGCCGGAAGAAGAUGGUGAAAGUCCUAGAAGAGGAAAUCUGAAGACGACCGCGUAGCUCUU